Drosophila rhopaloa is the source of this 471-nucleotide messenger RNA. RefSeq lists its product as uncharacterized. NCBI's taxonomy places the organism in Eukaryota, Metazoa, Arthropoda, Insecta, Diptera, Drosophilidae. The record is from RefSeq and is a predicted model, not a curated record. The coding region runs from base 16 to 471 and encodes 151 amino acids. Gene Ontology annotation, molecular function: odorant binding. The transcript is spliced from 3 exons.
ACUCCGCAAUUGGAUAUGGGAGAUGUGCCCCAGAAGUGCCACAAAUACGUGAGUGGCUUGAAGUCGGCUAAUUCCAAAUAUCCCAGUUUUGCCCAUUUGUGUUAUCCUGACUGUAUCUAUCGGGAAACGGGAGCUAUGGUCAAUGGAAAAAUAAGAAUGGAGACGGUUAAGCAGUAUUUGGAACAGCAUGUUCAUCGACGGGAUCAGGAUAUCGUUACCCAUAUAGUACACUCUUUUGAGUCCUGCCUGUCCAACGUUAAGGGUCACAUGAAGUCAUCGAACAUUGAGUCAUAUAAAGUCCUGCCCCAUGGCUGUUCACCUUUUGCCGGAAUAAUAUAUAGCUGUGUGAAUGCCGAGACUUUCCUUAAUUGCCCAGCAAAGAUGUGGAAAAAUGAAAAACCCUGCAAUUUGGCCAAGGAAUUCGCCGAACAGUGCAACCCAUUGCCGCAUGUUCCGCUGCCCAGCAGUUGA